AGUUUGGUUUUCCCUUUUGACUCUUCCUCUGAUUUUAGCUGGAAUCAUCAAAUAUGUAGAAAGGAUUUUGUGUCUUAAGCUCACUAACUCAGAGAACCAGGUGGAUCAUCUCCAUCUUUAACAAUCCUGCUCAUCUAUCUCACCCUGAGUUAAAUGAAUUAUUAAAAAAUAAAGAAUCAAAGGUAGUACUCCUAGGCUAUUUAUUGUUUUCAGCAAUGAGACCAGAUGUCAAUGAUUACGUCUGUCUCAAGGAGUAUCCCCUGUCCUUCAAAGUGAGGAUACAAACCUAUCUGAGGGAAACUAAUGGUCAAUUCAUUCAAGAAGUCAAGUUAAUUUUGCAAGACUUGCUUGAAAGCAGAGGGCCAAGGGGUUGUCAUUUCAACAUAGCUUCUGCAGAACUGGGGUUUAUAUUUGAUGUUGUUUGCACCAAGGCUGCUUUGAUUUAUACCAAGAAAGGAUGCUUCUUGCGCCUCUCCAGCUUCACCUGCUCCUUAGCAGUUCUUCUACUCUUCCUAAUCAGUGUCAUGAAUUAGUCAACGUUCAGUUUCUCAAGAGUUGAUAUUCUCAUAACAAUCAGAGUGCUGGUUGGAGCUGUUACGAUGGAAUUUUGUACAGUGUUCUCAAUGCUUUCUUCUGAUUGGGCAGUACUUCUGAUGUUAUUUCAUGACAAUUAUCUGGUACGCAAGAUUCUCCAGUAUGUCUUGCAAUAUAUCCCUCGCUUCUUGGCUCAACAGAAGGUGAGGACAAGUCGGAUGGGACAAUUUGAUUUGUUGGAAUAUUGCUGGAAUUACAGUAAGGCGAAGGUUUUUGGUUUUUUAGAAAAGAAUUGUGGUUGUGAUAUUCUUGAGAAUUGGCAUAGGUCCAACCAUACAAGGUUUCAAGAUGUUCCAAGCUGUUUGAGGAAGAAAGAGAUUUACCAAAGGCGGUUAGGUUCCUUCUUUAUGGAUGAUUCCUUUGAAGCAACAAGGGGGGAAAAAGCCCUUAGUGAAUUGACCGGAAUGGGUGAUUCCUUUGUGGCAAAACCUGAUAUACGUGAUCACCUCAAUUGGAGCAUCAAAAUGGACUUUGAUUCCAGCAUCAUAACUUGGCACCUGGUUACAAGUAUUUGUUACCAUCAAGAUCAUGAUCUCAAUCAUGAUCUCAUCAAUAAUGCUCGCAGUAAAGACAUGGAGAUCAACAAAUAUUUAUCAGACUAUAUGAUGUAUCUGCUAGUCAUGCGACCUGCUAUGGUACUGCCUGAGCACUGCAGGAGUUUCUGGUUGGAUCAUGCUCUUGAUAAGCUCAGGGACACUUUCUCUAAAGCCUCCAACAAGAAGGCUGCUUUCAAUUCACUCUUCCACCUGUCCGAACUCAGACCCAGGACAGCGUUGGAGAACUUGCCAAAGUUUGCUGGAAACGUGGCCACAGGAUUGAAAGAAUGCAAAAAUAAAUGGGAGCUGAUAAAGGCAAUGUGGAUUGAGAUGCUUCUCUAUGCUGCACAUUCGUACCAGCAUGUAAACCAUGUUAAGCGGUUGGGAGAAUAUGGCCGUGAACUCCUUACUCUAAUCUGGGUUAUGGGAGGCUUCCGUAUUAUAGAAGAUGUGAUGACAGAGGACGUGUAGUCUUUAUGGUCUCAGACUUGGCCGUAAAGAAUUUAUGGGUAUUCUUGUUGUGCAUUUGAGAGAGUAUGCGAGUCGUCAUGCAAUUCGGUUCCUUUUUACUUGUGCAAUCUUCUUCUUAGUGUUCAAAUUCUUUAUCAUUGAUAAAGCUACAACCACUAUUGUACUCAUAGUUUGAAAAUUAGAUCAGAUUGGUUGGUCAGACCGAUUGAAUUGAUACCAGAUAGUAUAAAUGGUUUGAGUACAU
Messenger RNA from Rubroshorea leprosula, 1845 nucleotides. The record is from the annotation of a GenBank genome assembly. NCBI's taxonomy places the organism in Eukaryota, Viridiplantae, Streptophyta, Magnoliopsida, Malvales, Dipterocarpaceae.